Molecule: messenger RNA, 1221 nt
Organism: Oryza brachyantha (malo sina)
Lineage: Eukaryota; Viridiplantae; Streptophyta; Magnoliopsida; Poales; Poaceae
Product: stem bromelain-like
Exons: 3
Coding region: 1-1086 (361 amino acids)
Cellular component (GO): lysosome
Molecular function (GO): cysteine-type endopeptidase activity
Source: RefSeq, a predicted model, not a curated record
AUGAAGAACUCAUUGGCAAUAGGGCUGCUGGCUGUGGUGGUUGCAGCCAUGGCGGUAGCAGCGAUCCACGACGUCGACAUGAACGAUGUGCCAUUCACGGAUGAGGACCUGGAGUCGGAGGAGAGCAUGUGGAGCCUGUACCAGAGGUGGCGCAACAUGUACGCAUCGUCGCCGUUCUUGGAUGCCACUGAGAACGAGCGCAGGUUCGAGGCGUUCAAAGAGAAUGCCAAGUAUGUCAAUGAGUUCAAUAAGAAGGAAGGCAUGACUUAUGAGCUAGGGCUCAAUAAGUUCGCCGAUUUAACGCUCGAGGAGUUUUUAGCCAAGUACACUGGUUCCAAGGUGGAUGCUGCCACCUUGGCCUCGUUUCCUGAGCCCGUGGAGGAGGAGGAGCCGGUUGGUGUGCCCACUGCGUGGGACUGGAGACAGCGCGGAGCUGUCACUCCUGUCAAGGACCAAGGAUCCUGUGGGAGCUGCUGGGCGUUCUCGUCGGUGGGAGCGGUGGAGAGCACCUACGCGAUAGCGACGAAGAAGAAGCCGGUGACGCUGUCGGAGCAGCAGGUGCUGGACUGCUCCGGCGGCGGCGACUGCAAUGGCGGAUACGUCUCCACGGUUCUGUCGAGCUUCGCGGUGAAGAAGGGGAUCGCGCUGAGCCAGUCCUACCCCAGGUACUCUGCCGCCAAGAUGGCCUGCAGGACGACGCCCAGGACGCCGGUGGUGAAGAUGGACGGCGCCGCGUCGGUGCCUUCCUCCAACGAGGCCGCCCUCAAGCUCGCCGUCUACACGCGCCCUGUCUCUGUGCUCAUCGAGGCCGACAAAAACUUUCAGUUGUACAAAGCGGGCGUGUACAGUGGGCCAUGCGGGACAAAAGUAAACCAUGCUGUGUUAGCGGUAGGAUAUGGCGUGGCACCGAACAACAUCAAGUACUGGAUCGUGAAGAACUCGUGGAACACGAACUGGGGCGAGAGCGGUUACAUCCGUAUGAAGCGUGAGAUCACGGACAAGCGUGGCCUGUGUGGCAUUGCCAUGUACGGCAUGUACCCCACCAAGAAGUCCGCUGCUAUCUCUAUGGUCGUCGACUCCUACUAGUUAAUUACUUACUACUUGUUACGCACAGCUAGUGACCACCCUCUCUUUCAUAAAUAACUAGCUACAUGCAUCUACAUCUACAUAUGCAUCUACAUCUACAUAGAUGCAUGUAGCAAUAAGAGGUACGUCUAGACA